CAGUUAGUCAACAAACCCCUAUCAGGCACACAUUUACUCAGUCGAUUGCCACGCAGAUAAUUGUGACUUGGGGCAGUAAUUUAAGGUGAAACUUUCUUGUUGGAUAAAUCAAUCGUCUAGGCAGUAACUGAACAAUGGCAAAGUUGUUGGGGUAUUGGAAAUUAGAGGCUUCUGACGAAAAUUGGGACGAAUAUAUGAAGGCGAUGGGUGUGAAUUUCGCACUAAGACAAGUGGGCAAACGAGUUUCAUCCUAUGAAGAAAUUAAGGAGGUCGACGGCGAGUGGACACUAGAUAUUACAUCAACUUUUAAAAAUGCUCACCUAAAAUUCAAACUGGGUGAAGAGUUUAAUGAGAAGACGAUGGAUGGAAGGGAUGUUAAAUCAGUAUUCAACGUUGAGGACGACAAGUUAGUCCACUAUCAGAAAUCUACAGCCGUGGGAAUUCCAGACUCUGUUAUUACAAGGGAGAGAAUUGAUGACGAUACUAUGACAAUAACACUUGAGGCUAUCGGAAAGAACAUAAAGACCGUAAGAAAAUUCUCGAAGCAAGUGAAAGCUGCAAGUUAACGCUGUGUUCGGAUAUCUCCGGAUAUUAUCAUGCAUUUAUAUAAUUAUGUUUAUUAUUUGUUUUGAAAUAAAUUUAGUAUUGACAUUUGGAA
Ruditapes philippinarum (Manila clam) is the source of this 658-nucleotide messenger RNA. Its product is annotated as fatty acid-binding protein, liver-like. Gene Ontology annotation, molecular function: fatty acid binding. The record is from RefSeq and is a predicted model, not a curated record. Gene Ontology annotation, biological process: fatty acid transport. Gene Ontology annotation, cellular component: cytosol; nucleus. Lineage: Eukaryota; Metazoa; Mollusca; Bivalvia; Venerida; Veneridae. Bases 135 to 566 code for a protein of 143 amino acids. The transcript has 4 exons.